GCACAGUGCAGCGGCUCCGCGUCUCACAUGUGCGCCCCGUCCUCGCCGCGUCCAGGCUUUAACGCGUCUAUUGGGAAGCACUACCUCCCCCCUCCAUGCGUAAAUUAUGUAGGGCAGGAAGGGAAUGCUUACCUCCAUUUGAGAAAAACCCGGUCGGUGAAGGCUAUGUGUUGAGUGAGAAAUAGAUCACACAAAAAAAUUCAUCCUCGUUUCCAGCCAGCAUUUGACAGAAGAGCACCGUAGUAGCGCAUCACGACUUGCCUAUUGUGAAACCAAGGAGAAGGAAAGAUGGACAUCACGGAUCAAGGAGCUCAAAUGGAGCCGUUAUUACCAACGGAACAAAGUUCUCAAGAAAACAAAGAUGUGAGAACCGACGAGGAGGCGGUGGUGGACCGCGGCGGCACGCGCUCCAUGCUCAACACCAAUUUCGAGAAGGAGGAGCUAGAAGGUCACCGCACACUCUAUAUUGGGGUUCACGUUCCCCUGGGCAGGAAGUCGCACCGACGUCACCGUCACCAUGGACACAGACACAGGAAGAGGUCCAAGGAAAGGGACUCUGGGGUGGAUGAUGGACGAGAAUCCCCCUCGCACACAGACACUCCGGCUCAGAGGGUGCAGUUCCUGCUGGGGACGGAGGAUGGCGACGAGGAGCACAUCCCCCACGCCCUCUUCACCGAGCUCGACGAGAUCUGCCUCAGGGAGGGAGAGGACGCAGAAUGGAAAGAGACAGCCAGGUGGCUGAAGUUUGAGGAGGAUGUGGAGGACGGUGGAGAGCGGUGGAGUAAGCCCUACGUCGCCACGCUGUCCCUACACAGUCUGUUUGAGCUCCGGAGCUGCAUCAUGAACGGCACCGUGAUGCUGGACAUGAGGGCCAACUCUUUGGAGGAGAUCGCAGAGAUGGUCCUGGAUCAGCACGAGGUGUCUGGUCCAGUAGGUCAGGACGCCAGGAGGAGGAUCCGGGACGCCCUGCUCAAACAGCACCACCACCAGAACCACAAGAAACUGGCCAACCGCAUCCCCAUCGUUCGCUCCUUCGCAGAUAUUGGCAAGAAACAGUCCGAGCCCCAUUCCAUGGACAAGAAUGGCCAAACGGUCUCACCCCAGUCCCAGCCAGCUAACAAUGAGGGCAAACAGGACGUUAGCCGAGAAAACAGUGCUGUCGACUUCAGCAAGAUUGACCUCCACUUCAUGAAGAAGAUCCCUCCUGGUGCUGAGGCAUCCAACGUCCUGGUGGGGGAGUUAGAGUUCCUAGAGCGCCCCGUGGUGGCUUUCAUCCGCCUGGCACCUGCUGUACUGCUCAAUGGCCUGGCUGAGGUUCCCAUCACCACCAGGUUUCUUUUCAUCCUGCUGGGCCCUCUGGGAAAAGGUCCGCAGUACCAUGAAAUUGGGCGGUCCAUUGCCACCCUGAUGACUGAUGAGGUUUUCCAUGACGUGGCAUACAAGGCCAAGGACAGGAAUGACCUGGUCGCAGGUAUUGAUGAGUUCCUGGACCAGGUGACAGUCCUGCCCCCCGGGGAGUGGGACCCCUCCAUCAGAAUAGAGCCGCCCAAAAACGUACCAUCUCAGGAAAAGCGGAAGGUUCCCCCUGUUCCCAACGGAGUGACAGAUCUUGGAGAGGCAGAGGAACAUGGAGGCCACGGGGGCCCCGAGCUUCAACGCACUGGGAAGUUGUUCGGAGGGUUAAUCUUAGACAUCAAGCGAAAGGCCCCGCACUACCUUUCCGACUACGCAGAUGCCGUCAGUCUGCAGUGUCUGGCCUCCUUCCUCUUCUUGUACUGCGCCUGCAUGUCGCCCGUCAUCACCUUCGGAGGUCUGCUGGGGGAGGCCACAGAGGGACGUGUGAGUGCUAUUGAGUCCCUAUUUGGGGCCUCUAUGACCGGUAUAGCCUACUCUCUGUUUGCCGGGCAGCCUCUCACCAUACUGGGCAGCACAGGGCCCGUGCUUGUAUUUGAGAAGAUUCUCUUCAAGUUCUGCAAGGAGUACGGCCUCUCCUACCUCUCCCUGAGGGCCUGUAUCGGCCUGUGGACGGCCUUCCUCUGUCUACUGCUGGUGGCUACGGAUGCUAGCUCGCUUGUUUGUUACAUCACACGCUUCACUGAGGAGGCCUUCGCCGCCCUCAUCUGCAUCAUAUUCAUUUAUGAAGCCCUGGAGAAGCUGCUCCACCUGGGGGAGCACUACCCUAUCAACAAGAACAACAACCUCCAGAAACUCACACAGUAUUGGUGUGCAUGUGUGGAGCCCAGGGACCCCAGCAACGAAACUCUGCGGUACUGGGAGGAGAGAAACAUCACGGCCUCUCAGGUCAACUGGACCUCACUGGAAGUCCAUGAGUGUGAGGUGCUGCACGGGGAGUUUGAGGGCAGCGCCUGUGGUCCCCAUGGUCCCUACAUCCCCGAUGUCCUCUUUUGGUGCGUGGUCCUCUUCUUCUCCACUGUCAUAAUGUCUGCCUUCCUCAAGGAGUUCAAGACAAGCCGCUACUUCCCCACCAAGGUGCGGUCCAUCAUCAGUGACUUUGCUGUCUUCAUCACCAUCCUCACCAUGGUUUUGAUAGAUUAUGCUCUGGGUAUCCCCUCACCAAAGCUACAGGUCCCCAGCAAGUUCAAACCGACCAGAGAUGAUCGUGGCUGGGUGAUAAACCCAGUGGGGCCCAACCCCUGGUGGACCACCAUCGUCACCUUCAUCCCUGCUCUGCUCUGCACCAUCCUCAUCUUCAUGGACCAGCAGAUCACCGCUGUCAUUAUCAACAGGAAGGAGCACAAACUGAAGAAAGGCUGUGGCUACCACCUGGACCUGUUUGUGGUGGGGGUGAUGCUGGGCGUGUGCUCAGUCAUGGGCUUGCCGUGGUUCGUGGCGGCCACCGUCCUCUCCAUCUCCCACGUGAACAGCCUGAAGCUGGAGUCGGAGUGCUCGGCCCCCGGGGAGCAGCCCAAGUUCCUGGGGAUUCGAGAACAGCGCUUCACAGGCCUCAUGAUCUUCACUCUGAUGGGCUGCUCCGUCUUCAUGACCUCUAUGCUAAAGUUCAUCCCCAUGCCAGUGCUGUACGGUGUGUUUUUAUACAUGGGGGCUUCUUCACUCAGAGGCAUUCAGUUCUUUGACCGUCUAAAGCUGUUUGGCAUGCCGGCGAAGCACCAGCCAGACUUCAUCUACCUUCGCCACGUCCCACUGAGGAAGGUGCACCUCUUCACCAUCGUCCAGCUCAGCUGCCUUGUCCUGCUCUGGGUCAUCAAGACCUCUAAGGCUGCCAUCGUCUUUCCUAUGAUGGUCUUAGCUCUGGUGUUCAUUCGGAAGCUGCUUGACUUCAUCUUCUCCAAGAGAGAACUGAGCUGGCUGGACGACCUGAUGCCAGAAUGGAAGAAGAAGAAACUUGAAGAUGCACAGCAAGAGGAGGAGCACAGCAUCAUUGCAGAGGAAGAAGGCAUUGUACAAGUGCCACUGGAGGGACACUACAAGAGUGACCCUGCCACGGUGAACAUCACUGACGAGAUGUCCAAAGGCUCUUUCGGAAACGUGUGGAAGAGCGUGAACCCUGAAAGCACUAAGAAGGAGCCCAGCGCUAAAAGCUCCCCUUCCUAACCUCUCAGAAGCUGAAAUCCCAAAGCGUUUCCAGUGGUGGCGAGAAGCGACACAAGCGGAGGAGACACGAGAAGAGCUUGGACAGGGAGACAAGUUUGUGAUGACACGUACUGGCUGUGCCACCGCGCUGUCGGUCAAAAAAAUAGAUCAAAAAAACUAUACCGUGCCACACUCGACCACCUCUGUACUGUGCUACACUGUGCGUUUUUGUCAUGUAAGUCUGUGUGCAAGUUGUGUACAAAAAAAGAAAAAAAAAAGAAAGAAAAAUUUGUUAGAAACAGUAUUAACACGAUGAACCGAGAAACAUUUGUGUUCUUUUUUCUAUGUAUAUCAAUGUGUGGUGAUACCAGCAACAGAAGGAGCAAAGCGAGAAUUAUUUGACACUUCACUGCUGUCGAUGGGCCAAUCCAGUCAACAUUUUAAACAAAGAUUUUUAAAUCUACUUGUAUUUUGUAUGUUUUUAUAUUUUUUCAACAACAACCGCGAGUUGUCCUCUGAAAAUCUGCUAGAGCAAACCUCCAAUUUGUGGAACCUGUAUGUAAUAUUUAAUGCCACUAUUAAAUGGGUGCACCUCACGAUAAAAACACUUAAGAUUGAAUAGAUAUUUGCCAAUACUAAUCUAAGUCACUGGUAUCUAAAAUAGUUGGCUAUAUAGAAAAUCUAGGAAAUUUUUUGGAAAGUAUUAAAUAUACAUUUUAUAUAUUCUGUAUAUCUUAAUGUUUUUGUGACAGUGACAGUUCAUUGUAUGCUUUAUCACUCCAGAUUUUUCUCCAUAUCAUUUUACAAAUAAAUGUCUAUCCUCCAGCAUAGCAUUUCUCCAAUGAGUUAAGGGCAAUAUUUUCUUUUGGGCAGUUCAUUGGAAAAUGACACAUGUAGACUAGCAUGGCAGCUUAGUCUGGGAACUUUGUGUAUCUCUAGCUAUUUGGCCUUGGCUUUUUUCAAAUCAUCAAAUUUGCAAACGCCUAAUUUUAGGGUGACCGUGUAGGAAGCUGUAUGUUUUUCACCCGCAUAACUCUUUCUGUCAUCUUGUCAGUAAGUGUCAUCCAUGGACAUGUGAUCUCCCCUCCAAAUGACCCUCAACGUGUUGACAUCUAACUUAAUUGUUUCAAAAAAUACAACACCUGCACAAAGGUGAGGCAAACUUGUCCGUCCAUGGUUACUUCUAGAGAUGCAAUAAUACCUUUUUCUGAGAAGGGCAACAUGUAAUAAAUGGUAAAGACUCUUAACAAUGUACAAUACAUAGUAUAUUUUAUUCAUGUAAAAUGUUACUAAUAUAUUACUAACUUGGAAACAGUGUUGAAGGCAAGUUUUUUGUUGUAGAUGUUCUUUUCCCAUUGUACUGUCUAAUUGAUGGUUCUUAGAUGACUAGAAAAACUAAUAAUGGGUCAAAAUUAUAUCAUUCUGAAAUAUUUUGACCACUUAUGUGUGGAAUCUGCCUUAAAUUUGGUAGUGAUAGCUGUAUACUUAUGUUUAAUAAAUUAAGUCAUCUGUAUAGAUGAAAUAUUAAUUCAGAUCUGUUAUUAAAUUGUAAUUUGUUACAUGAGAGUGAGAGUGUGAGAGAGAGCGCAAAUAAAGAGAUAUCAAACACA
This is a messenger RNA of Myripristis murdjan (pinecone soldierfish), 5162 nucleotides long. RefSeq names its product sodium-driven chloride bicarbonate exchanger-like. The transcript is spliced from 27 exons. Gene Ontology annotation, biological process: regulation of intracellular pH; bicarbonate transport; monoatomic anion transport. Gene Ontology annotation, molecular function: solute:inorganic anion antiporter activity; monoatomic anion transmembrane transporter activity; sodium:bicarbonate symporter activity. The record is from RefSeq and is a predicted model, not a curated record. Gene Ontology annotation, cellular component: plasma membrane; basolateral plasma membrane. The coding region runs from base 289 to 3573 and encodes 1094 amino acids. NCBI's taxonomy places the organism in Eukaryota, Metazoa, Chordata, Actinopteri, Holocentriformes, Holocentridae.